UCGAAACAUUCAAGCCCGAUUGCCUAUUUUGUUGUUUGCUAUGGCAUUAUGUGGUGGUGUAGCUGAGAAUGCUGGACAUUUAGAUUGGUCAAUAUAAUUCUUAAAAAGAACAUAGACAUUUCAGAGACUUUGGAAAGUAGCUCUAGUGAGAUUGGGAAAGUCGCAACAUAGCUCAUUUUUCUUUGGAAAAGACCUAGAAAAAUCCACGUGGGAAACACUAUACUACCGACCACGUCCCCCCUUUUCUUUCAAUUUUUCAUUUUAGACUACCACGUGUUCGGUGUUCAACACCAUUAUUCUAAGAAUCAUCCUUAUUAUAUAACCCCCACUUCCCCAUUCAAUAUAUCCAUCAUCUUCAACCUCUUGAAUUUCCAGAUCAAAAUCUUAGAAACUCCCUUAUACUCCUGUUCUGUUCCCUUCAAUGGCGUCUGCAAGCUCUCUCAAAGCCAUUUCUUCUCUGUAUCUCACCAAUCCAAUCAAGUCUGCUUCACCUUCUCAAACCCAAAGAUUGUUGGGUUUCAAUCUAACACACUCCUUCCCUGCCAUCAAGUCCACACCAAUCCACCAAGCCUCUUCAAACUCGAAGAGCUUCAACACCGCAGCUUUCUUCGGCCAGAAGCAGAAGACAGCAGAGCCCUCUACAAGACCCACUAAAGUUCAAGAGCUAAAUGUGUACGAGAUCAAUGAGCGAGACAGAGGCAGCCCUGCUUACUUGAGAUUGAGCAAGAAGGAGGUCAACUCACUCGGAGACCUAGUCCCAUUCAGCAACAAGAUCUACUCCGGUGACUUGGAAAAGAGGCUCGGGAUCACUUCAGGGCUAUGUGUGCUGAUCCAAAACGUGCCGGAGAAGAAAGGUGACCGGUAUGAGGCAAUCUACAGCUUCUACUUCGGGGACUAUGGUCACAUUUCAGUUCAAGGAGCCUAUUUGACAUAUGAAGACACCUACUUGGCUGUUACUGGUGGAUCUGGGAUCUUUGAGGGUGUGUACGGGCAGGUGAAGCUGAAGCAGAUUGUGUUCCCCUUCAAGCUGUUUUACACGUUUUAUUUGAAGGGUAUUGCUGAUUUGCCUGCUGAGCUUACCGGGAAGCCGGUAGCUCCGUCACCUAGCGUUGAGCCGUCUCCGGCAGCCAAGGCCACUGAACCCCAAGCAACUCUCAAGAACUUCACCAACUGAGAGUGGAAAGUGGAACUUCCAAAUCUAAAUUUUGUGUGUUUUAUUUUUCAUAUAGUGCUAGAUUUUGGGGUCUCUUUAUCCUGGGUGUUUUUGUUCAUGUAUGUGAGAAACUUCAAGUUAAAAUUACAGUAUCUAAGUCUGUGUCGAAGCUAAUGGAGCUCUCUAAUGGUGCCAUUUCUCUUGCUC
Messenger RNA from Fragaria vesca subsp. vesca, 1360 nucleotides. RefSeq names its product allene oxide cyclase 3, chloroplastic-like. The record is from RefSeq and is a predicted model, not a curated record. The coding region runs from base 422 to 1174 and encodes 250 amino acids. Gene Ontology annotation, molecular function: allene-oxide cyclase activity. Gene Ontology annotation, biological process: jasmonic acid biosynthetic process. The transcript is spliced from 2 exons. NCBI's taxonomy places the organism in Eukaryota, Viridiplantae, Streptophyta, Magnoliopsida, Rosales, Rosaceae.